UUUUUCUAACACGUUUCUUCCGUUACCCUCUAUUGUUUUUAUCUGCACAUUUACUUUUCAAAAGCUGUCAUAUUUACUUCCCUGUUCUUCAAGUAUCAGAAAUACACCAAAAAUUUUCAGAACGAUUUAUUUAUGUCUAGUUUCUGCUGUCAUAUGUACUGCCCUCUUCUUCAAGUAACAGAAAUACACCAAAAAAUUUCAGGACGAUUCAUUUCUGUCUAGUUUCUACCGAUCUUGAUUUUAAUUGCGUAAGAAAAAAUCAUGAGCACUCGUGGAGAUGAAGAACCGCAUAUUGAUCAGCUUCCGAUUGAACUAUUGAUCCACAUAUUUGAUCUGUUAACUUCCUUCAAAGAUUUGGCUCAGGCGAGCAGCGUGUGUGGGAAAUGGAGACAAGGCGUGAAGGAAUCAAUAGGUAGGCGUGAAAAUUUGAGUUUUGCUGGAUGGAAAAUAAACGACGAUUCAGUCACUCGCAUGGUUCUGAUAGCUGAUGGGCUCAAGGAGCUUGACAUAUCAAGGAGCCGAUGGGGUUGCCAAGUAACUGACCAUGGUCUGCAUCAGUUGUCUACAGCAAAAUAUAUUUGCGAUCUGUCAUCGGUAUCUCUAUGGGGUUCGACUGUAAUCACAGACAAAGGAGUUGUUCAAAUGAUUUCAAGAGCUACUUCACUGCAACACCUAAAUAUUGGUGGCACAUUUAUCACGGAUACGUCCCUGCUAGCAAUUGCAAAUAGUUGUCCUCGUCUCGAGACUAUUGUUUUAUGGGGCUGUCAUCACAUAACGGAUAAUGGACUUGUCACGCUUGUAAAAAAAUGCCGCAAACUCAAGUCGAUCAAUGUAUGGGACUUGAGGGUGUCGCAUGACUGCUUCAAUGGUCUGCUUACAAUCAAUCCAGCUCUUCAAAUACAACCAAAAGAAAUGCUACUAAAUGAUGAGAGGGUUCCCACAUGGCCUGUCUUUUAAGGAAGCACGCUUUUACAGUAUUACAACAUGUAUACAGUACGAUCUAUGUUAGAACGUGCAAUGUCGGUCUAAUAGAGUAGAAGGUCAACCGGAAGGACAAUAUCUCCAAAGGUAAAGGCCAACCAUCAUUCCAGAAAAGAUAGUUUCGACAUCCUUUGCAACUCUCUAGUAGUAACGCUGUAACUAUCAUCGUCAAAAUUUUGUACUCGCCCCAUUAUUCAUUGAUCGAGUGCUUAUCGUGCUUGACCAAAUGUUGAUUUGAAAGCAUAUUUACAAGAAAAAGAACAGAAACAGAUGAAAUAUAUUCUUGAAGGUUAAAUGGAUCUAUUGACCUCGUCUUUUUACA
Messenger RNA from Olea europaea var. sylvestris, 1303 nucleotides. Its product is annotated as F-box protein At5g67140-like. Gene Ontology annotation, molecular function: protein binding. The record is from RefSeq and is a predicted model, not a curated record. Lineage: Eukaryota; Viridiplantae; Streptophyta; Magnoliopsida; Lamiales; Oleaceae. The transcript has 5 exons. Gene Ontology annotation, cellular component: SCF ubiquitin ligase complex. The coding region runs from base 262 to 957 and encodes 231 amino acids. Gene Ontology annotation, biological process: SCF-dependent proteasomal ubiquitin-dependent protein catabolic process.